AUGAAUCCUCCAAACCCUACAAACAUUAUCAACAAGAAUUCUUUGUACCCAUACGCCAGGGUUGAAGCUUAUAAGGGGCCUCUUGUACCCAUCCGAUUUACACUACCUUACAUACCACCAAGUUACGCCAAGAACGCCAGAAUCCGUCAAAGGCCUGUGCUGGGUAACAUAACCAAGCACAGGCGUUUGACGGAUUCUAACGGUGAUUCCACCGGCCAUGCUCACUUCAAUAACCGACAUGUGGAUUACUCCAACACCUACGACUUUACUCAAGAAAGUCCUUUGAAAAAUUCUGCUGAGCGUGUGGACUCUGUAUACCCUGUGCUUCAAAAAGGGAUUAGUCCUCACACCUGCAUGGUUCAAUUCAAUGUGGAUGACAAUGAAUUGCCCAGCCCCUACGAGAUUUACCAAGAAAGUCUGUCCACAGACCCAACCAAGGUUUCCAAUGGAUCCAAACCCCAAAACUCGCGCUCAAGUUAUUUCACUCACGAGGUGACAGGAUUUCGUUCUUUGGACCUGACUGAGACUGCUUUUGUGGCUUUCAAACAAAAUUUAUUCAAACUGGCCAAUGAUAUUGACGACAAUGAAGAUUUGGAUGGAAUUAGUUCCAUUUUGGAGGGGGCCGAUGGUACUGGCGGAAUUGCUAUUCAGAUUCACAUACCUGGUCAUAAUGUGUAUCCAAAGGGCAAGGGGGUUAUGUUGAAGACGGAAGAACAGUUGAAAUCUUUCUUCAAGGCGGUUGAGUUGAGCCCUCAAAAUGAGCCAAGAAUUGUUGUAACAAUGGAAGACCCGUCGAAGCAAGCCCUAAAAGAUGAGAAAAGGCUUUCAGGAUCUCAGGCCAGGCUGGUAGCCCAGACAAUCAAGAAUACCGGAAACGAACCCAGUAAUUCCAAGCUUGUGAUGAUGAUUCCGGAAGAUCCAACAGAUGUACAAAUUGGUCUUCUGAUGAAAGAGUAUGGCACAGGCUCAAACAACACCAAAGAAGGUUAUCGUGUUCAUCAUCCAAUAAACAACUGCAAAGUGAUGCAAUUGACGUUUGAGCACUUGUAUUUGUGGGCACAAGAACUAGCGAAGGGUACUGUAGGUGUCACCUUACAAAACCCGCCCAACAUGGAUGGAUUUGUCUGGGAGCUCAUCAAACGUCCAAUUGAAACAACCACUCCAAUGAAGUCCAACAAAAGAAUGAAAUCGGACAAAACCCAAAAGGCCUGUCCCUCUCAACCCGACUGUCCCUACUCCGAAUUACAAGGUCAUUAUGACUUUACUAUUGAACGUGAUCUUUUGGAAAGAUUCAAGAAACAGACGACUUUGGGAAACUACCUACUAUAUGCCUGUGUGCCGCCAGACGAAGUCGAAGAAGUGACAAAGCUUAUGACCAAAAUCUGCAAAGCUAGCAAUCAAUUGCUUUAA
Messenger RNA from Melampsora larici-populina 98AG31, 1410 nucleotides. RefSeq lists its product as uncharacterized. The coding region runs from base 1 to 1410 and encodes 469 amino acids. NCBI's taxonomy places the organism in Eukaryota, Fungi, Basidiomycota, Pucciniomycetes, Pucciniales, Melampsoraceae. The transcript is spliced from 8 exons. The record is from RefSeq and is a predicted model, not a curated record.